Molecule: messenger RNA, 2249 nt
Organism: Didymodactylos carnosus
Lineage: Eukaryota; Metazoa; Rotifera; Eurotatoria; Philodinida; Philodinidae
Source: the annotation of a GenBank genome assembly
CUAAUGGUACAACUCAUCAAUUAAUAACAGAAUGUGCAUUAUACACAAUAACAUGUGAUUACCUGAAUAAAAUAUACAAAACAAAUAUUCAAACUCCGACAAUUACAAAUGGUAGUUGUCCAACAAGUAUCAGUGAUUCAUUAAAACAAGCAUUUAAAAAACAAUCACUUGACUGGAUUCAAUACAAGUUAACAAUCGUCUAUAUCACGGCAAAAAAUGAAUUAGUUGAUGCAGAGGAACAGACAAAUGCUCCAAGUCAUUUUGAUAGUGAAUCAUUUACCAAUGCAUCUCAGUUAAUUCUGGAUCGUUAUACAUCGGCUAUUAAUGCAGUAAAAUUGAACGAGUUUGACGAUGCCAAUGAAUUCUUUGGAAGAAUGUUACAUACAGUACAAGAUUUUUAUAGCCAUUCAAACUGGAUUGAACUUGGUCAUCGAGUGCCACAUUCGCAACUGGGCGUUUCAAAAAUAAUCGCAGGAAUUGCUACUCCAAGUCAACGAACAUGUACAAAUUGUGUUUCGGGUACAAGUACUUGCGAAAAUAACGUUGAUUCAUCCAUAUUGAAUGCUAACUUAUUAACAAGUGGUUACUUUUCUCUUCUAAUUCCGAAACAAUCAAGCAAGCCUAAAGGAAAAUGCAGUCAUGGUGGUGACCUUGACGGUACAAAGACGUUCGAUGCCAUAGGUGGAAUUAAUAAAGACACACCAGCAUCUGUUCAUGGUUAUCUUCACUAUGCUGCAGCACAAACCGCUUAUUUAGCCACAUAUAAUACAUUAAAACAAUUUUGGAAUAACAUCACCGAUAAACCGUUCGGAAAUUUUCUUUCAAUCAAAGCAUGUAUACUACCAAUAUUGCUUAAUAAUUCAUUAAUAUCAUCCACAAAACUUGAUCACAAUAUUAUUCUUCAGAUAAAUGACUCCUAUGUGUACACUACUCUAUUACAAAGAUUACAAAAUAGUUCAGAAAAAUUUUAUAGACUUGCUGUUAUUGUUUCUUAUCCUGCUAUUGACACUUAUUAUAAAACACAUUGUGUGGCUGUUGCCACUAAGAAACACAUUACUAUCGAUAUAUUUCGUAAUUCAACAAUGGCAUCUACACAACUAAAUGAUUAUGGUUAUGAUGUAAGUCGAUUGACAGGCGGUUUAUAUGUUCAUCGUUUUAAUGCAACAACAGCUUAUUUGAAUGAUAUUCAACAAUUAUAUGCUAAACAACCGCCGGGUAUGGUACAAACACUCGAUCAUUUAACACGUCAGCGUACAAACAAAACACUGGCUGUUAACAUUGAUCAAACAUGUAAACAAUUGUACAUUGAGUUUGUUACAGCUAAAAAAACAAACCCAUUUUUACUUCAGUUACAAGCAUUGAAUAAAUCGCCUCUCACACCCGUCCUUCUCGUCAAUACACCGUUCUAUAAAGUAUACACAUUAGAAAAUAUAUCAGUAUUUGGCCUAUGGGAUGUUGUUUAUUUCGACGACACUGUUAAUCAUCUUGAAAUACGUUUAUCUUGUUUGAGUGAUUUGAAAUGUUAUUCAAUAGUUAGUGUUCAUAAUGCAAAUAAUGUUCAUUCAGGUGAUGUUGAACUUCAUGGAAAUAUCAUACAAGGACAUAAAGCACAUAUCGAAACACAAUGUUAUGCUCAGUCUCCAAUUAAUGACGUAAAAAUGAUGCUUGUGGAUGAAACAGGUGACACAGUGUUAAUAGCAAAACAUAUUCGACAACAUCAGAUAAAUCACGAUCACUGGUCAACAAAAAUCACUGUGCCACCAUCGAAACAAUCAUUUCGAAUCAAAAUUGUGAGUAAUAACGGUAAUAUUCAGCGUGUGAGUGAUAAACUCUAUCAGACAAGUCAAAUCGAUGUGUCGUUUAAUUUGUCGAGCGUACAAGCUUAUUUAUAUUAUUAUGAGCAUACAUCGAUCUCCUAUACAAUGAAAAACUAUGCAGAAUCAUCAGUAUCACUGACAUUAUUAGCUAAAGACACAAAUAAUUAUUUUGAAGAAAAACACUAUAUAUUGUCACCAAAUCAGAUUAAAACCGAUACAGUCUGGUUGUAUCCAAUACCGAAUGGAAACACUACAAAUAGUGAUACACAGCAACAACAAACAGAUCUUCUUGCACUUACGAUCACAUCGGGGUUAGGCAACAAUUAUGAUAUAUUGUAUUAUCCAUUGCAUCCUUUGAUGGGAGGAACUUCUUGUUUAAAACCUCAAUAUUUUCUUUCUUUUAUAUGCUUUUUACAUAUUUUUAGAAAAUAA